Messenger RNA from Puntigrus tetrazona (Sumatra barb), 915 nucleotides. RefSeq names its product zinc finger protein 658B-like. The transcript is spliced from 3 exons. NCBI's taxonomy places the organism in Eukaryota, Metazoa, Chordata, Actinopteri, Cypriniformes, Cyprinidae. The record is from RefSeq and is a predicted model, not a curated record. The coding region runs from base 1 to 915 and encodes 304 amino acids.
AUGAAGGUCUACACAAGAGUGAAGCCGUACGCGUGCGGUCAGUGCGGAAAGAGUUUCACUCACUCUUCAAACCUCAUCGGACACAUGAGGAUCCACACCGGAGAAAAACCAUACGCCUGCCACCAGAUCCACGCCGGAGACAAGCCGCACGCGUGCACUCAGUGCGGAAAAGCGUUCCUCAGGCCCUCGGCGCUGAAGAAACACCUGAGCGUUCACACGCAGGAGAAGCCGCAUUCGUGUCCUUCGUGUGGAAAGAGCUUCUCCCUGCUGCAGAGUUUAAGAUCGCACCAGAAAACAGACAACCCCGUGAGAGACCACGUGUGCUUCGAGUGCGGGAAGACUUUCACUUUGGUGAAUGGUUUGAAGCGGCACCAGAUGAUUCACAGCGGAGAGAAACCUUACAAGUGUUCCCGCUGCGACAAGACCUUCAGCCUGUCAGGACCACUGAAAAAACACCAGCUGACCCACAGCGGAGAGAAAGCCUUCAUGUGCGAUCAGUGUGGAAAGACCUUCUCAUUGAAAAGCUAUCUCGACAAACACCUGGUGGGUCACACCGGGGACAGACCCUACUCGUGUUCCUCGUGCGGGAAGAGUUUUCCAGUGCGGGACAGUUUAACAUCGCAUCUGAAAACACACAGCGCCGUGAGAGCUCACGCCUGCCUCCAGUGCGGAAAGACGUUUACUUUGGCCAACUAUUUAAAGCUGCACCUGCGCGCUCACACCGGAGAGAAACCGUACAGGUGUUCGCACUGCGGCAAAGGAUUCAACCAGUCCCCCAAUCUGAAGACACACGAGAGGAUCCACACCGGAGAGAAACCGCAUGCGUGCGACCGCUGUGGGAAGACCUUCACUUUCAAAAGUCGUCUGAAGCUGCACUUGAAGAUCCACGCAGGAGACCCACCAAAGGAGCGCUGA